Heterobilharzia americana is the source of this 2127-nucleotide messenger RNA. The record is from the annotation of a GenBank genome assembly. Lineage: Eukaryota; Metazoa; Platyhelminthes; Trematoda; Strigeidida; Schistosomatidae.
AUGGCUCAUAGGGCUCUAUACCUGCGUCACAGCGAAUUUUCUUUACACGGAAGGAUCACGGUUGCUACUAUGAAUUUCCUCUUUUUCUUAAUAAUCUGUAAUAUGCUUACUUUGCAAGCCCUGAAGGUUCUUAAACUUCAGCAUGUUGCUCGGAAAUGUUUAUAUACUUCGACAUUACGUUAUCAAAAUCCCAAUUCGAAAGAGCCGUUUCUAAAUGGAACUUCAUCCAACUACAUAGAAGAUAUAUAUGAGGCCUGGUUGCGGAAUCCUGAUAGCGUUCAUAAGAUGCGUAGUUUCUGGGCUGCCCCAGGUGAAGCAUACAUCAAGCCACCCACUUUAGGUAAAGAACAUAUGAAGUUCCCUCAUUUGGCUCCUCAAAUCACUGGACAGGCAACAGGAUUGAGUGUAAAAUCCAUUGAAGACCAUCUUUCUGUGCAGGCUAUAAUUCGUUCAUAUCAGUCUCUAGGUCAUCGUAUCGCCAAUCUUGACCCUUUGGGCAUAUUAUCUGCAGAUUUGGACGAUUCUAUACCCCCUGAGUUGUCGUUGGGCUUCUACAAGCUUGACGAACCUGACUUGGAUAAGACGUUUAGAUUACCACCUACUACUCACAUCGGGGGUGACAAACAUGAACUUACUCUGCGUGAAAUAAUCAAACGUCUAGAGGAAGUAUACUGCAAGCACAUUGGCAUUGAGUACAUGUUCAUAAAUAGCUUGAACAAAUGUGACUGGAUAAGACGAAAAUUUGAAACACCUGGUUCAAUGAGCUUUACUGCGGAAGAAAAACGUUUAAUAUUAGCCCGCCUCAUCCGAUCGACAAGAUUUGAAUCAUUUUUGGCAAAAAAGUGGAGCUCAGAAAAGCGUUUUGGUCUCGAAGGAUGUGAAGUAUUAAUUCCGGCAAUGAAAGCUGUUAUCGAUUCUUCAUCUACUCUUGGCGUCGAAAGUUUCGUAAUCGGAAUACCGCAUCGUGGGAGGUUGAAUGUUCUGGCCAAUGUUUGUCGUAAGCCGUUGGAUGAUAUAUUUUGUCAGUUUGAUUCGAAAUUGGAAGCAUGCGAUGAAGGCAGUGGUGAUGUGAAAUAUCAUUUAGGCAUGAGCCAUCAACGUUUAAAUCACAUGACAGGCAAGAUGAUCAAUAUCGCAGUGUGCGCUAAUCCAAGUCAUUUGGAAGCAGUCUGUCCAGUUGCUCAGGGUAAAACAAAAGCCGAACAGUUCUAUCAAGGUGAUACUGAUGGAAAGAAAGUUAUGUCAAUCUUGAUUCACGGAGAUGCUGCAUUCAGUGGUCAAGGUGUUGUUUAUGAAACCUUUCAUCUUAGUGAUCUGCCUUCUUAUACAACUAAAGGUUCCAUCCACAUUGUCGUAAAUAAUCAGAUUGGCUUUACUACUGAUCCUCGUAUGGCUCGCUCAUCACCAUAUUGUACUGAUGUGGCACGAGUAACCAAUUCACUCAUACUCCACGCUAAUGCUGAUGAUCCUGAAUCGGUUAUGCAUGUCGCGAAAGUCGCUGCAGAAUGGCGUUCGGAAUUUGGUAAAGAUGUUGUUAUCGAUCUUGUUUGUUAUCGUCGUUCAGGCCAUAAUGAAAUGGAUGAACCAAUGUUUACUCAGCCACUCAUGUAUAAGCGUAUUCGUCAACAGCCAACUGUAUUGGAACAAUAUAGUAAAAAACUAAUUGGUGAAGGGAUUGUCUCUGAACAAGAAUACAAGGAUGAGAUAGCUAAGUACGACCAAAUAUGUGAAGAUGCUUAUGAAUUAGCAAAGAAGCACACUGUUACAUAUAAUCGAGCUUGGAUUGAUUCUCCAUGGCAUAACUUCUUUGAAAAUAAAGAUCCAAUGCAUUUACCAAAUACAGGAGUAGAAAGUGAUGUCUUGGAGCAUAUUGGUCGUGUAAUUAGUGAACCUCCUGAAGGAAUGAUUAUUCAUCCUGGCUUAAAAAGAGCACUGAGGGAACGUAAAGAUUUGCUGGAACAAAAGAUGGCUAAUUGGGCUCUCGGUGAAUUGUUUGCCUACGGAUCCUUAUUAAAAGAAGGUUUCCAUGUCCGACUAUCUGGUCAAGAUGUUGAACGAGGAACAUUUUCACAUCGACAUUGUGUUUUACACGAUCAGGAAGUGGAUAAAAAAACUUUGUUCCAUUAA